AUGAACAAACUGAAGGAAACACCCACUCGAUUAUGGCCAAAUAUUUAUGAUCGCAUUGUGUCCACUAGCAACAACAACAACAACAGCAGCCAUUCCAAAUCAUACUAUGAACAUCUCCUCAAGACAGCAACCAACUACGACGCAUGGUGUGAAGCAGCAACCAAGUUGGACGAAAUUGAUGGUUUGGAUCAUUGGAAAAGAGAAAUGGCAUCUCCUGACUAUGAUCAUGAACUUAUAAAAACUAGGCUGGAUCAAUUGAGACAGAUCAGAAAAACCAACAAGGGCCAGUCAGCCAUGAUCUUUGCUCUGAGAACAAGCCUAGCGAGAAAUUUAGGUGAUAUGGGCAAUCCAAAGCUCUACUCAUAUUCACGUGUAGGCACAAAAGACUUGACCUGUGAAUACAUUGAUGAAGUCGUCAAACAGCUCAAUUGGAUAUGUGAUGAGCCUGCAGAUCCUGACGAUGAUCCCCAUCUGGACUUGAAAGCCAAGCAUGAUUUCUUUAUGAACAUACGACAGAGCUUUGGACGCACUGCGCUGCUAUUGAGUGGUGGAGGCACAUUAGGGUUAAAUCAUAUAGGCGUUAUCAAGUGUCUACAUGAGGCUCAAUUACUACCUCGCAUCAUCUCCGGGGCCUCCAGUGGAAGUAUUAUGGCAUCGCUGGUGUGUACAAAGACAAGCGAUGAACUGCCUUCCAUGUUUGAUCCUUCUUUGGUUCGUCUGGAUGUGUUUGCCAGAGACGGUGUUCCUGACACUCCCUACGCCCGUCUCCAACGUUUGAUGAUACAAAACCAGCUGUUUGACGUUGAGAUCCUCAAAGAAGCCAUGCGAGCCAAUAUAGGUGACAUGACAUUUCAGGAGGCAUUCAACAGAACUCGUUUUAUUUUGAACAUUACCGUCAGCUCAUCCACCUUGUACGACAUGCCUCGACUUUUGAACUACAUUACGGCACCAGACGUGCUUAUUUGGUCUGCAGUUGCCGCUUCAUGUGCUGUGCCUGUAUUCUAUGGAUCAACACCCUUGUUCGCCAAAGAUAAGAAUGGGAAUGUCGUGCCUUGGAACCCAAAUGAUCAACUGUAUAUUGAUGGCUCUGUGGAAAAUGAUUUGCCAAUGAACAAGCUCUCAGAGCUUUUUAAUGUAAAUCAUUUUAUCGUCUGUCAAGUCAACCCACAUGUCAUUCCCUUUCUACAAAAGGCAAAUACCCCUUCUAAAUUGAGACAAGCUGCUAAUUUUUGCAUGCACAUGGCCAAGACAGAAGCACAGCAUCGUUGCACACAGCUGACAGAACUCGGAAUAUUGCCCUCCUUCUUUUACAAAAUUCAAUCCAUCAUGUCCCAGAAAUACUCUGGCGAUAUCACCAUUGUGCCUGAUAUUGGCUAUUCAGAUUUUCUCAAGGUACUCUCCAAUCCAACACCUGAAUACGCUUUGGAUUGUCUCUACCGUGGCGAACGAGCCACAUGGCCCAAGCUAUCCGUGAUCAAAAACCACUUGCAAAUAGAGCUCUCAAUUGACCAAAUCUUGUAUCGUUUGCGUCUUUUGAGACUGAAUGAGCUACCAAACAAGAAGCUCUUGAUUGCCAACAACAAUCUGCUUACAAAACAUUACCACAACAGACCCACGUUGGAAACACGCUCCACAUCGCAGUUUAAUGUGCGCAAUACCUGCAUGUCUCCUAUUGAUGAAAACGAUGAGAUGACACCUCGCAAACGCACAGAAAUGAUAGAUUCCAUAACAGACACGCUUCUCAAUAUACCAGAAACACUCACUGUUCAAUCCUCUCAAAGCACACCUAUGAUUGUUGCCUUGUCUGAUCAAAUACAGCUUGUACAUGGCACCAAGAAGCCUAGCAACGCCAAACAUGACGCCAGUAAGAAGCAGCAAGAAAAAGAGUUGCUCAAAGAGCGACACCAAACAAGACGAGGCCUUUUAAUGACCAAACCCGAGUAA
Mucor velutinosus is the source of this 1944-nucleotide messenger RNA. RefSeq lists its product as uncharacterized. Bases 1 to 1944 code for a protein of 647 amino acids. NCBI's taxonomy places the organism in Eukaryota, Fungi, Mucoromycota, Mucoromycetes, Mucorales, Mucoraceae. The transcript is spliced from 11 exons. Gene Ontology annotation, molecular function: triacylglycerol lipase activity. The record is from RefSeq and is a predicted model, not a curated record. Gene Ontology annotation, biological process: lipid metabolic process.